UUUCCGACAGAUCACAGUCAGUUAGCUAGCCAAGCUGAUUAGCUUGCAGCUACAGCUAAUGUUUGUAGGAUAUUAAAUGUUAGGUAAACUGGAGUGGAUGAAACAAGUACUACAGAAAGAUGGCGGACGUUGAGGGACAAGAAGUUGGUUCCUCGGUCCUUCCGUUGCCUCACCCUUCCUCCCGUAACGGCUCCGGUAGCGGUAACGUUACACCAGACACCGGCGGUUGCUGCCAGACUGUAACCACCGUUACCUCAGGCCCACGAUUCGUUCGAAUAGUGAAGUCUGACUCGGGUUACGGUUUCAAUGUUCGGGGACAAGUAAGUGAAGGAGGGCAACUACGGAGCAUUAAUGGGGAAUUGUACGCUCCACUGCAGCAUGUUAGUGCUGUCCUUCCGGGGGGAGCCGCGGACAGAGCGGGCAUCUCGAAAGGGGACAGGAUCCUUGAGGUCAAUGGGGUAAACGUGGAGGGAGCCACACACAAGCAGGUGGUGGAUCUGAUCCGGGCUGGUGAGAGAGAGCUGGUGCUUGCCGUGCUGUCUGUCCCACCACAGGAAGCAGACUGCCUGGAUCCUGGUGAUGAUGGAUCAGCCCAGUCCUGUUACGACUACUCUGACAAGCAGGCCGUCCCUAUCUCAAUUCCCAGCUACAAACACACUGAGCUCAACAAUGAAAAAUUUGUGGUAUACAAUGUGUAUAUGGCAGGCAGGCAGUUAUGCUCAAAGCGUUACAGGGAGUUUGUGAUUUUACACCAAAACCUGAAGAGGGAAUUUGCCAAUUUUACAUUCCCUAAGCUGCCUGGGAAAUGGCCGUUUUCACUGUCAGAGCAGCAGCUGGAUGCACGACGCAGAGGCUUGGAGGAGUACCUGGAGAAAGUGUGCUCUGUACGGGUAAUUGGAGAAAGCGACAUCAUGCAGGAGUUCCUGUCUGAAUCAGAUGAGAAUUAUAAUGGUGUAUCAGAUGUGGAGUUGAGAAUAGCCAUGCCUGAUCAAACAACACUCACUGUCAGAGUUCGCAAAAACUCUACUACAGAUCAAGUGUAUCAGUCUGUUGUCAUGAAAUUGGGCAUGGACAGUGUGACAGCCAGCUAUUUUGCUCUGUUUGAAGUCAUCAAUCACACAUUUGUGCGUAAGCUUGCCCCCAAUGAGUUCCCCCACAAACUCUAUGUACAAAACUAUACCUCAGCCAUCCCAGGAACCUGCCUCACCCUGCGCAAGUGGCUCUUCACCACAGAAGAAGAGACUCUGCUCAGUGAUAACCAGCUCGCUGUCAACUACUUCUUUCACCAGGCUGUUGAUGAUGUGAAGAAAAGCUUUAUCAAAGCUGAGCAGAAAUCUUAUCAACUACAAAAGCUGGCAGAACAGAAGAAAAUGUCCAUGUACUUGAGUUUGUUGAGGGGUUGUGAGGGCUACAAUGAGAUCAUAUUCCCUCACUGUUCCUGUGACUCGCGGCGUAAAGGUCACGUAAUCACAGCCAUCAGUAUACACAAUUUCAAGUUGCAUGCCUGCACAGAGGAAGGCACACUUGAGAACCAGGUAAUUGCAUUUGACUGGGGCGAGAUGCAGAGGUGGGACACGGAUGAGGAAGGCAUGGCUUUCUGCUUUGAAUAUGCACGAGGGGAAAAGAAGCCACGAUGGGUCAAGAUAUUUACACCUUAUUUUAACUACAUGCACGAGUGCUUUGAGAGAGUCUUCUGUGAGCUGAAGUGGAGGAAGGAGGUCGAAGAGGAGGCUACGGACAAGGACAACAAGAACUGCCGUAAAGAUGGUAUGUGUGGCAAGAAUAUUUUCCAGCUGCUGAGGCACAGAAGGGAUGGGGGAACGUAGGAAAGGAGAUCGUCACCACUUAAGAACAGCGGCAUUACCGAGUCAGCUCAGCUCUGGCCCUGACUUAGCCUCAGACCCAGCAGCACUUGGCUAUUAUUUACAUGGGCAUCAUUUUCACUCCUUUAACUACAUACAAGAAGCUUCUUCCCUUAUGCCAAGCCAACAAUAAACCAACAAGCAUCUGCUGUUAAAUCCAACACAUCAUAACCAUGCAUCAAGCAGAGCAUUGAGCAUCUAUAGGCUCAAAGUGAUGGAUUCAUGCAAGCCCUUUCUUCUUGGCAGGGAGACAAAGUGGAAUUUGACAUGCUAAUGAGGAGGUUUUAAAUCUCUAAUCAGUAGCACUGUGGGAAAAAAACUGAAGUGAUUUUUGGUGUACUAAUGAAUGAAACUGAAAGCUGUUAGCACUCACAAGUCGGAACAUCAAAAACAGUAAUCAGCUAGUCUUAGGACUGACCACUGGAAGAUACUAAAGAUUAAAGCAGCGGCGUGUCAUACGUUUGUGGACUCAUGUUAACCAUGCAUGCAUGGAGCCCCAACGGAUGAAGCAAACCAGAGCGAGGACCCAUAAUGUAAGUCACGGCUAAAUCAUGUCACACACUUAUUAUUUUCAUCAAUUUGGUGCCACAUUUGCAUUAACUAUAAAAAAAAAAAGCUAGUAAAAUUGUAUUUAAAGAUAAAGACAGAUUUUUUAUAUGUUUUUAAGGUUUUUUUGUUUGCUUUUGGGUGCACUCAGUGAAGGAUCAUGUACUGCACUUUAUCCAACAGUAUGAACAACGUCCAUAUGGACAAACUCUUACCUGGGAGGCAAUAGAUGGGCAUAAUGUGAUAAACUUACUUUAUGUCUAUGUUUGACUGACUGACUUUAGUGUGGAUACACACUGCAUCAGAAACUGGGUGGAGUGUUGUUCAAAGCCAUGCAUUAAAUUUUUUUGUACAGUAUUUUGUGAACAAUCCAUACAGAUGUUUUCAGGCCAUUGUAGAGCAGCAGGCUGGAGCACUGCCUGAUAAUUCAGUGUAUAAGUGUUUUUAUUGUGUAUUACAGAGAAUAGACAGCAGGGGUCCUUCUCCUCCUGUUUGUUCUUUGGAUCACAGUGAUUACUUCAUCUCUGGAAGCUCUCACAGGGUUUAUUAUUAUAGGCUUGUAAUUUAAAUGGCUUUUCCAGUAUUUAUCUCUAUAGCUGGUGCUUUGCUGUACUGGUCAACUGUUCAUCCACUAUGAGCUCUGACUAAGUGGGGUUAGUCUCUUAACAGAAUGGAUGGUUAUCAUCAUUAUAUGAUAAGUUGAAUGUGAACAUGUGACUACUUAGUCAUUAAACCCCUCCUAGCAACAGCUGAAAUGGCUAAAGUGCAAUAACAUGAAUGAUUUGAUGUUUAAUGCCCUUUCUAAACCAACCCAGUUAGUGUGCUAAAAAACGUGAUAAGUCAUGUAAAAUGUAAAACCUGCUUAUCUGAUCAUCCAAUCAGAUGGAAAAAUACAAAAAAACUGUAUUGUACUUACAAGUUAUUAGAUCAUUAGACAUUGACACUCUAGCGGGUGGUAUUAAAUAUUGUCACCCAGUCCAAUAUUCUUAUUCAGUCUUAUUAAUCAAACCUUAUUGGCUUUAUUGAAACUCCCAUUAAGACGAAACUAUUAAGAUGGGGUUUUUUGCACAUUUUGAGAGCUCUAACUAAAAGAUAUUACACAUUCAGUUCGCUCUAACGUUUGGUAUAGGCAUAAACUGUACAAAAUCAAACUAAUGUUUAAAGCAAAAACCUUGUCCUAGAUUUUAUAAAGCUUAUAACAAUACUAGAAAAUCCUCCCCCUUUUAUAUUGACAAAUUACAAUGCCACAGAAUGUCAUUAGAUAAUAAUAAUCUGUUAAUGCUUCGCCCCAACUGAUAUUUAGCCAGUAAUCUGAACAUCUACAGUCAUUUUACACAUCAAACAGACAUGCUGGCUGAGUUAUGAAAACACAUCAGUGGCCGCUUCUGGUAGUGGUUGUUAUAAUGACGGUGCUGUUCACAAAGGCAUUUUACGUGAUAAAUGAGCUUAAGAAGACCUCUGUGGGUGCGUACAGGAGGUUUAAUUGAAUGUGUUGAGCCUUUAAUUGAAAGAUUGAAUGUGCAAUCCCGAAGGCCGAACACAUUUCUUUGGAUUCUUUUCUGUUUACUGAACCAAGUCUAACAUAAUCGAUUGUCUGACACCUUGAAGUGUGCACUCUGUUCAACUCAGCUCCACAUUUCUUUCUUUCUUGGUCUGACUACAGUAAAAUGUCAUGUACAUUAUUUAUUUUAUUACUAUACAGUUCACUUCAGCUUACAAGGUCUGGCAUUUAUAGAGACACGAUAAGAGUAUGGAGAUUGACAAGCUGCAAAUCCAUCAACUGGUUGAAAUGUAAAAUUUAAGAUGCAUCGCUUACUGUAUUAAAUUGUAACAUAUUCUUUUAAAUAAACUGAUUUAUUGAU
This is a messenger RNA of Melanotaenia boesemani (Boeseman's rainbowfish), 4270 nucleotides long. It is a transcript of the gene snx27b, whose product is annotated as sorting nexin 27b. Bases 120 to 1826 code for a protein of 568 amino acids. The record is from RefSeq and is a predicted model, not a curated record. Gene Ontology annotation, cellular component: early endosome. The transcript has 13 exons. NCBI's taxonomy places the organism in Eukaryota, Metazoa, Chordata, Actinopteri, Atheriniformes, Melanotaeniidae. Gene Ontology annotation, molecular function: phosphatidylinositol-3-phosphate binding; protein binding. Gene Ontology annotation, biological process: signal transduction; intracellular protein transport.